Mercenaria mercenaria is the source of this 820-nucleotide messenger RNA. RefSeq lists its product as uncharacterized. The record is from RefSeq and is a predicted model, not a curated record. The coding region runs from base 5 to 334 and encodes 109 amino acids. NCBI's taxonomy places the organism in Eukaryota, Metazoa, Mollusca, Bivalvia, Venerida, Veneridae. The transcript is spliced from 2 exons.
CAGUAUGAGGAAGACUGGAGGAGGCCCGCCACGGCCGGAGAUGUCACAGACUUCUCAGACUGUGGCGAGCCUGUACGAGAGCUCAGCAUCUUUUCAUGGUGUGUGUUCAGAUGCUGACACACUCAUCAAUGUUUCUGGCUGCACAGAUGUCGAUAUAGGACAGCAGGUUGUAGACCAUCUAGAUCUGCUCAGCUGGGACCAGCAGGACACAGAGACAGAGACCAGCGAGAGUACGGAUACAACUACCAGGAAUAUAUUCUCCGUAGCUGGUGAUUUAUUAAGUUUAACUCUAAUAAAUGUUGUCUUUUUUAUCCUAAAAUCUGUUUCAUUUUAAAUAAAAAUAACAAUAAGCAAAUUAAACAAUAAAAAUGUAAAUUGACUCACUGUUAAUACAUUUGUACUAUCAAAGUUGUAAUUCCUACAAACUUCUUCCAAUUCCCCAGUAGCUGUAUCCAAUCCUAGACGAAUCAGUUAUAAACAAACAAGCUUUUCAAACAUCGAUGAAAUUCAGGCACCAAUCGCACCAUGCCCUUGAAACAAUGUGUGAAAUCAAACAAUUUCCAAACGCAUGGUUCAAAGAUAACCUGUAUUUUAGCAUCCUUUGUGGAAUAUUUCCAGUCCGCAACAUAUCUAGUUCCUUAUAGAUCUACAAUAUCAGUUUUCAAUAAAAUUAUUCAUCUCAUCUCAUCUAGUCCCGUUUACGAAAUGCAAGAAAAUUUAAAUUCUUUUCUCCGAAACCAAUUCGUGACGUAGGGCACGAAUGACGUAAGAAUGCAAUGGCCAUAAUUGAGCAGCGCCAUGAUAAAACCAACAUAGUGGC